AUGGCUGCCAAUACGAGGGCACUUUCGCGCAGUACCCUUCGCAGGGUAUCUGCACCCUCCCUCUCAUCAUACAAAACCUCACCGUUGCCAGCCAGACUUCCUGCCAUUCAACAGCAACUCCGAAGUUUCCAUCCGACCCUCUCUGCGCUCCAACAAUCACAAACUUCCGCGAAAGAAUCAGAGACGCCGUCAAAGGAAAAAAGCUCGACAGAUUCUGACCCAAAAGAAGAUGUAAAGAACGGUGAAAGCGAGAAAGACAAGGGUCAAGAGAAGGAUGGUGCCGAGGAAGGAGAGGAAAAUGGUGAAAAGAAGAAGCAGAAGCAGAAGGAGGAUCUGCCACCUCCACCCACCCAUGGCGACAAGACGCCCUGGCAAGUUUUCAUGGAGACCAUGCAGACCGAGUUCAAACAGUCCAAGGAGUGGAAUGAGUCUACCAAAGCUAUCGCUGCCUCCGCGCAACACAUGGCCGAGAGUGAGUCGGUUCGACGCGCGCGUCAGGCUUACGAGGCAACCUCGGGCGUCGUUUCCAACACGGCCGGGACAGUUAUAAAGGGCACAGCCAGUGCUAUCGGCAAGGGAGCAUCGUGGACUUGGGAGACGCCCGUCAUGAAGGGCGUUCGCAAGGCUGCCAACGUCACCGGUGGAGCACUAGACGAGGCCACAAAGCCGAUACGGGAGACCGAGGCUUACAAAAACGUCAAGGAUGUUAUAGAUGAUGGCAGCAGCUCCAGGUAUGGUGGGUGGGUGGACAAGGAGGAGCGGAGGCGUCGGAGGGAGGCUCGGCUGAAGAAGAAUCCAGCAGAAGCCGGCCCGGUCAUGCAGGAGGACCCUGAAGCCGGUACAAACGUCACACUACACAAGGACGCGGCAUGGAAGGAGGCAUGGCGGGACUUCCGUGACUCCAACAAGUUCGUCCAGGGAGUCUUUGGCAUGAAAGAGGUCUACCAGGAGUCGGAAAACCCUUUGAUUUCUACUGCCAGGAGCAUCACCGACCGUGUCGCCGGUUUCUUCGCAGAGAACGAGACGGCCAUGGUGAUCAAAAAAUUGCGCCAGAUGGAUCCCGCAUUUCAACUAGAGCCCUUCCUGAACGACCUCAGAGAGUACAUACUGCCCGAAGUGCUCGAUGCCUACGUCAAGGGCGACGUUGAGACGCUCAAGCUGUGGCUUUCAGAAGCGCAAUUUUCUGUUUAUGAGGCACUCACCAAGCAGUAUCUCCAGAUGGGAAUGAAAUCAGACGGGAAAAUCGUCGAUAUCCGCGGCGUGGAUAUCCUCAAGGCCCGACUACUGGAACCUGGCGACAUUCCUGUCUUCAUCAUCACAUGCAGGACACAGGAGGUCCACGUGUAUCGUAAUGCCAAGUCGGGCGAGCUGGCCGCAGGCAUGGAGGACCGUGUUCAGCUUGUCACUUAUGCCAUUGGUAUCACUCGCAUGCCUGAAGAUGUCAACAACCCAGAGACUAGAGGGUGGCGCCUGAUUGAGAUGCAGAAGAGCGCCCGCGACUACAUUUAA
Pyricularia grisea is the source of this 1509-nucleotide messenger RNA. RefSeq lists its product as uncharacterized. Gene Ontology annotation, molecular function: protein-folding chaperone binding. NCBI's taxonomy places the organism in Eukaryota, Fungi, Ascomycota, Sordariomycetes, Magnaporthales, Pyriculariaceae. The transcript is spliced from 3 exons. Gene Ontology annotation, cellular component: mitochondrial inner membrane. The record is from RefSeq and is a predicted model, not a curated record. The coding region runs from base 1 to 1509 and encodes 502 amino acids. Gene Ontology annotation, biological process: protein import into mitochondrial matrix.